This is a messenger RNA of Drosophila santomea, 449 nucleotides long. RefSeq lists its product as uncharacterized. Lineage: Eukaryota; Metazoa; Arthropoda; Insecta; Diptera; Drosophilidae. The record is from RefSeq and is a predicted model, not a curated record. Gene Ontology annotation, molecular function: protein binding. The transcript has 3 exons. Bases 24 to 362 code for a protein of 112 amino acids.
UCAGUUAUAAAAACAUAUUCAAGAUGAAAUCUAGUUUGUCUCUGGGCCUGCUGCUCGGUCUGGCUUUAAGCCAAGUUGCUGCUAGUUGUCCGGAUAGCUGUCCCGAUACGGAGGAUGUUGUUUGGGCUCUUGGAGGAGGAUGCAAUGUGUUCCGCAAUAAAUGCUAUUUCGACAAGGAGAACUGCCACCGAAAGCCAGCUUUGACCAUCACCACCAAGGAGGAGUGCCAAAAACAAUGCGCUGAUGCUUGUCCUGCAGUUUAUCAGCCCACAGGUGGAACUUAUAAGGGUCAGGUGCGAAACUUUGGCAAUGAGUGCGAAAAAAUUGUUCACUCCUGUCGAACUGGCGAAACUUUUUUGUAGGGCUUUCUGCUUAUGUACUGAAGGUCCUUAACUAAUAAUUUAAAUACAGUCGUGGUUCCAUAAAUAAAUCUUUUAUCUUUAUGUAAA